Entrophospora sp. SA101 is the source of this 987-nucleotide messenger RNA. Lineage: Eukaryota; Fungi; Glomeromycota; Glomeromycetes; Entrophosporales; Entrophosporaceae. The record is from the annotation of a GenBank genome assembly.
AUGAAUAAAAAAAAUCAAAAUCCAAUUGCUCAUUUAACUUCUGGUGCACUAUCAGGUUUUGCUUCUUGUGUAUUAUUACAGCCUUUUGAUUUAGUUAAAACCAGGCUUCAACAAUAUUCUCUUAAAAAUCCACAAAUUAUUAAAAAUGCUACUUCUUCUUACAAUAGUAAUAGCGUCCUUUUAAAUACUGUAAUAAAUAUAAUCCGUCAAGAUUCGGUGAUAGGCUUAUGGCGAGGAACUAUUCCAACAAUUAUAAGAAAUGUCCCUGGAACUUCAUUGUAUUUCCUUACAUUAUCAGAAGUUCGUUAUUUGUUAUCAAAAAGUCAACAAAGUCGACAAUUUAAUCAACAACAUAAUGCUGUUGACAGUUAUGGGAGUGGCAAAAUGUCAUCUACUGGAUCAUCAUUGCCUAUUUUGUCAAAUAGAGAUAACAUGAUUGCUGGCAUGUUUGCCAGAGGUUCUGUUGGAUUUGUAAUGAUGCCAAUCACUGUAAUCAAAAUUAGGUAUGAGAGUAAUCUUUAUGCUUAUAAGAGUGUAUUGGGUGCAUUUACUUCUAUUGUGAAGAAUGAAGGAAUAAAAGGUUUAUUUUAUGGAUCUGGUUCAACAGUAAUAAGAGAUGCUCCAUAUUCAGGAUUAUAUGUUUUAUUUUAUGAAAGAUGUAAAUUAUUGAUAGCUAACGUAUCAUCCUUAUCAUCCAUAAAUAUACCAAAACCUACAAUCCAUAUGACAUCUGCAAUUAUAGCAGGAUUAUCAGCAACAAUGAUAACACAUCCGUUUGACAUGUUAAAAACUCGUUUACAAUUAAAACCAAUCGAAUACAAAAAUUUGUUUUACGGAGCCAAUAAAAUUAUAAGAGAAGAAGGAUUUCUGAGAUUAUUUGACGGGAUGAGCCUUAGAUUAAGCAAGAAAACUGUACAGGCUGUUAUUAAUUGGACAUUAUAUGAAUCGCUUAUUAAUUGGUUCUAUGAAAGAAAAAUAGAUGAAUAA